Messenger RNA from Owenia fusiformis, 3702 nucleotides. NCBI's taxonomy places the organism in Eukaryota, Metazoa, Annelida, Polychaeta, Sabellida, Oweniidae. The record is from the annotation of a GenBank genome assembly.
UGAUCGACCAUUCAAAUUUUGAAAAAUUUAAGUCGGAAGAAAUACCUGAUCUUCUCGAUAUUUGCUGACUUUCCAGAUAUCUACAGAACUGUUGGAUGAAGAAUGAACAUCAGGAUCUGGAUGCUUGGUUUACUGGUGUGCAGUCAAUUAUUGGCAACAGGCUUAUUUCUAAAGGGAUAUUUUCCACUGAAAAAAUCUGUUGAAGGAUAUGCAGACAUUUCAAAAACUCCACCCUUCCCUGGUACGAGUAAUACUGAACCACUGGAACCUAUAUUUGGUCGGUUGGUUAUAAUUCUUAUUGAUGCAUUGAGAUGGGAUUUUGUGCUUGGAGAGGAAGGUAAUAUUGGAAUGCCUAACACGAGAGGGGUGAUUGAUAAGAGGAGCUCCAUUAGUCUCUUGGCAACUGCAGAUUCACCUACUGUCACUAUGCCAAGAAUAAAGGCUCUGAUGACAGGUGGGGUGCCAGGAUUUGUCGAUGUGGUCCUGAACUUUGAUUCUACUGCAUUGUUGGAGGAUAAUUUACUUCAUCAAUUCAUGACUAGUGAGAGAAAGAUUGUAUUUUAUGGAGAUGAUACAUGGAUCAGGCUGUUUCCUGAACACUUUCUCCGUGAAGAAGGGACCACGUCAUUCUUUGUAGCAGACUAUACAGAGGUUGAUGUGAAUGUGACACGUCACAUUGAUCAAGAGAUGCUGUCUGAUGAUUGGGAUGUUAUGAUUCUUCAUUACCUAGGGUUAGACCAUAUUGGUCACCUGGCAGGGUCUACUAGCCCCCUACUAGGACCCAAGCUAAAAGAAAUGGACCAUGUUGUCCAGAAAAUACACAGAGCCCUCAUAGAGAAAGUGUACUAUUUUCUGCAGGAUAAGCAUUCAGCCAAGCCCAGUCUCCUACUGCUAUGCGGGGACCAUGGUAUGAGUGAACAAGGGAGUCAUGGGGGAGCAACUCCAGCUGAGACAACAACUCCAUUGAUCUUUCUGUCAUCACUAUUCAACAAUGGGAAAGGUCAAACAUUUUCAAAGGAAUGUGUGCGUCAAAUAGAUCUGGUCCCUACCCUGUCAUUACUGCUAGGUGUCCCUGUCCCUCAGAACAAUCUAGGCGUGGCCAUCCCCCAGGCACUAUCAUACCAUUCCCCAGGAGACAGACUUCGGGCCAUGCAACUUAAUGCUGACCAAGUUUUAAGUUUACUAAAACAGAAUGUGCAAGAUUAUCAAAGAGAGGAAGGGGUGCUAUUACACAGCAGAGCCACACAGCUACAUGCAAGAUGGCUAGCUCUGUAUGACACAGGCACAGUAUCAAAUACAACACUACACCAGCUAGCCAAUACAACUAUGGACAUGUACCAAAGUGCAACAAAAUCUGCAAGAGAUAAGAUAUCAUCCACACUCACCACUUAUGAUACACAUGCACUAGUAGUUGCCAUAUUUAUUCUUUAUUUGGUGUUUCUUGUUGAAGUUGACUUUUUCUGGAGACCCCUCAGAACAAGAAGUAUCAACCUGUUCUUUUUCAUGGGAUCCUGCAUUACUUUAGCCUCCAUACAAACCAUAUGGUGCACCAGUCAUUCAGCCAGUUCUCUAAUGUGCAACACAGUACCAGCAUCUAUAGUGAUAUCCCUAGCUGUGUUAAUAAUCUUAUCAUCUUUGAUUGCACUAAUUGGCUCUUCCUUAAUCGAGAGUAUGCAGGGCAUUCUACAGCGGACAGGUGCUGAGAAGUCAAAAGGGUUAUGGUCAAAAGGAUUAGGACCAAAAGGGAUAGGGGUAAUAGGAAUACUGUUAGUUAUAGGAAAUGGGUUACAUGUAUUCAGUCUAUUAUCCAGUAGUUUCAUAGAGGAGGAGCACCAGACAUGGUACUUUUUAACCACAACAUUACAUCUAACUAUUUUAGCGUGUGUAUUAAGGACGAUGCUUCCUCUGUCAUCAAACUUUCUGUCACAUCAUGAUUCAGUUUCAUCAGCACCUAUAAUGUCAUCACCUUUACCCGAUUCUACCCCAUUAAGAUACAACCUGAGAAACCGUAAUGCCAAACUACAAAAGAAUACUCAAGCUAGGACCUAUGAUGAAAUAGAUGCAACUCAAUGCCGUCAAACGAUUGUGAAUAAUCGUACAUACAAUGCUUUAGAUGACAGUUGUGAGUUGAAAGAAAUUAGCUUAACAGAAAAUACCACUAGGAACUGCAGGACCCCUAGUGUAAAAGUGGUAUUCUGUGGAUGUCUAAUGACAUUAUGUGGCCGUGUCAUGAGGGUGUGGAAUCAGACAGGAGACAAGUGGAGACAUCUACCUGAUGUCGGAGAUUGGCUUGUCAGGCCAGAAAACCAAGGUAUCCUAUCAUACUCUGCUAUGGGAGGUUUGUGUUUGAUCUGGGCCCUUAGACAGAGGUACCACUCUGCUGUUGGCAAGAUGAUGCUCAUGGGAGGAUGCUCAAUGGUCUACUUGUUUAGAGCCUGUCAAGGCACUCUGUUGGCACCCUAUGAGUAUGAUGGAGCUCCCUCAAAGGGGGUGAAUGAGGCUAGAUCUGUCUUUGUAAUCAUGGCAGUCCUCCUAGUGAUAGGCUGGCGGCAAAGAAAACAUCACUAUAUCUACGAGGCCUUACUCUCAGUCUGGCUGCUCCUGAUGUGUCUACUGCUGAGGCCACAUAAUAUUCCAAUAGUGGCCCUAAGUUGUAUCCAGGAGUCCUGUCUGCGUGCCAUUUUGCCUUACAUAAGUACCUCACUUCCACUGCUGACUCUGGUUUAUCAUUGGAUGGGCCAGGCAUCUUUCUUCUAUCAGGGCAACUCCAACAGUAUAUCAACAGUAGAUGUAUCUGCAGGGUAUGUCGGACUAGACUCCUACUCCCCCUCUGUUAUUGGUGUGCUAAUGGGGGUUAGCACAUAUGCUGGACCUCUAUUCUGGAUGUUGGCCCUGCUGUGUACGCAAACCAGUCUGUCUCAGGAUAAAUCUCAGAAGUGUACUCAAAAUUAUAACUCCCCACACGAUUAUCUUGUAAUAGGUCUUACCUUGACAAUGUGCCGAACAAUGACUCUAUGUGUAUUCACAGUCCUAGCUACUCUCCAGAGAUACCACCUGUUUGUGUGGACUGUGUUCUCACCUAAACUACUCUAUGAGGCCAUGUUCACAUUGGUUAUAGUGCUAGUGACAUUGUUGUAUGCCAUUUGUGCCUGGGUUAGCUGACAUGUGUGAAUUGGCAUAGGAGUAUUCAAUGCUACAAGAAUCAUCAAAGUACAGGCUGGGCCAAAAAAUAUUACCCAUUUUGAAUGUCCACGAUUAUAAGGCUAAAUUUUUGGCUCACCCUGUAUAAGAGGUUGACUCAGUGUUUCACACUAAAUUCCACACAAAUAUAAAAUUCAUUUUUAUGUCCCAUAUAUAUAUUUUUAUAUAAUUGUUAGUGAAACAGACUUUUUGAAAACGUGAAUUUUCUUCACAAAAUUAAUAGCAUUCAAAAAUACUGAGAGUAAAGUAUUUGUUCUUUUGAUUAACCUCUUGACUACCCAAAGUCACACCGAUUUUAGAACCUGGGAUUCAAGAGGUUAAAGAAGCUGUGUAGAAUUUUGCAAAACACAUGUGGUGAGUUCUAAGAGUAAGAGGACCAAUACAAUGAUUAUCUGAUUGAGGUUCUUGAAAGUAUUUCACAUCUUUCACACAUUCGCCAUCUAUACUGGAAGAACAAAUUAAAAUAAAUAUUUUGAUUCAUUUUUAAAUAAAAUUCUAUUU